CAUGAACAUGCAAUGUUCAGGAUUCAAGAAAUAACCAAAUAAGUUGUCAAAAAAAAAAAGAAACAACCAAAUAGCAAACACAUGGCUAAUCACAUGAACAAUGCUAAAGCUGCUGUCUUACCUUUGGUGAGUCUGAGAGCGAGCAACUCUAUAGCUUGCAACACCAUAAAUAGUAGUUUGAAAGCUUGACCAUGUGCAACUGCAACAGAGAUGACCUCAAGAAAACUACUACCCAGAUCCCACUUCAACCCCAUCCCACCCAUAAUCAGAAACUCACUUCAUUGGUCCCAAGAACCCACCACCCAAUCAAACCCACCUUUUUUAUCAAAGGGCCCCAACCUCUUAGCCACAGACUUGAUCAAGUCCUACUUUGAAAAGGGCUCUAUCAAAGAGGCGCGUAAGGUGUUCGACGAAAUGUCUGAGAGAGACGUGGUUACGUGGACUGCCAUGAUUGCUGGGUACGCUUCUUGCAGUCACCACAGCACUGCUUGGGCUGUGUUCUGUGAGAUGGUGAGGGUUGAUAUGGAGCCGAAUGCUUUUACGUUUUCGAGUGUGCUUAAGGCUUGUAAAGGAAUGAAGGCUCUUUCUUGUGGUGCAAUGGUUCAUGGGUCGGCGGUUAAGUAUGGCAUGAAGGGAUCUAUGUAUGUGGAGAAUGCACUUAUGGACAUGUAUGCUACUUGUUGUGUUAGCAUGGACAAUGCAUGCAAGGUGUUUAAUGACCUUCAUGAGAAGAAUGCUGUGAGUUGGACUACUUUGAUCACUGGCUACACUCAUAGAGGUGAUGGCUAUGGCGGGCUUCAAGUUUUUCGGAAAAUGCUGCUGGAGGAAGUGGAACCGAACCCUUUCAGCUUUUCAAUUGCGAUUAGAGCUUGUGCUUCGAUUGGAUCGCAUGCUUUUGGCAGGCAAAUACAUUCGGCAGUAAUUAAGUAUGGGUUCGAGUCCAAUCUUCCGGUCAUGAAUUCCAUACUGGACAUGUACUGUAGGUUUGGUUGUUUAUCAGAGGCAAAUCAGUACUUUGAUGAAAUGAGUAAAAAAGAUCUGAUUACCUGGAACGCUUUAAUUUCUGGAUAUGAAAGAUUGGAUCCCAGGGAGUCCCUACGUAUAUUUUCUCGUAUGGAGUUAGAAGGCUUUAGUCCGAAUUGCUUCACAUUAACUAGCGUUACAGCGGCCUGUGCUAACUUGGCAGUUUUUAACUGUGGUGAACAAGUUCAUGGUGGAAUCAUCCGUAGAGGCUUUAACAAGAACUUGGCAUUGGCUAAUGCACUUAUUGACAUGUAUGCCAAGUGUGGGAGCAUUACUGACUCGCACAAAAUAUUUAGUGAAAUGUCUGAUAGAGAUUUAGUCUCCUGGACUUCCAUGAUGCUUGGAUAUGGGGAUCAUGGAUAUGGAAAAGAGGCUGUUGAAUUGUUUGAUGAGAUGGUAAAGUCAGGUAUAAGGCCAGAUCGAAUAGUGUUUAUGGCAGUUCUGAGUGCUUGCAGCCAUGCUGGACUUGUCGAUGAAGGCUUGAGGUAUUUCAAAUCAAUGAUAAAUGUUUAUAAGGUUACUCCAGAUAAGGACAUAUAUGGUUGCGUGGUGGAUUUGCUGUGCCGUGCUGGGAGAAUCGAGGAAGCUUAUGAGUUAAUAGAGAGCAUGCCAUUUAAGCCUGAUGAGUCUGUUUGGGGUGCGCUUCUUGGAGCGUGCAGAGCACAUAAGCUUCCACAUUUGAGCAGACUAGCUGCUCAGAGGAUAUUAGAUUUGAGGCCAAACAUGGCGGGAACAUAUGUGAUGCUGUCAAAUUUUUAUGCCGCUGAAGGUAAGUGGGGAGAAUUUGCCAAUAUGAGAAUGUUGAUGAGAGGAAUGGGGAAUAAGAAAGAGGCAGGACAGAGUUGGAUUGAGGUAAGAAAUCAGGUUUAUAGUUUUGUUGUAGGAGAUAAGAUGGGUUCUCAUAUAAAGUGGGUGUAUGGAGUUUUGGAAUUACUGAUUUGGCAUAUGAAAGAGGCAGAGUACUUAACUGAUUUGGAUUGCUCUGUACAUGACCAAGAUGAUGGAACUUGAACAGAAGCUUUAGUGAAGGAGCUGGAACACCUUGUUGAGACAAACAUGAGGAUAUUAAUUGGAUUAACAUUCCAUUGUUGUGAACAAAUGUCAUACUGGACAACAUGGCAAGGAAGAACACAACAUUAGUUCCCAGCCUCUCUUGCAAAGAGUCAGUUUUGGUUAGUUCGGGCCACAGAAACAUAGGAAUUGUAAACAAGAUGAAGAAUUCAUCUUUCACAAAGUUUCAAGUUCAAGCAUGAAAGACGGGCACGGGGCGAGGGAGAUAACCAUUCUUUUGAACUCAAAGCUAACCAUUAUGAUAAUACUGCUAACAAAAUUCAGAACUGAAAGUAAAUGCGAUUUUACUUGCUCUCUUAGGCUGCUGCUGAAUA
Molecule: messenger RNA, 2408 nt
Organism: Rosa chinensis
Lineage: Eukaryota; Viridiplantae; Streptophyta; Magnoliopsida; Rosales; Rosaceae
Product: putative pentatricopeptide repeat-containing protein At1g56570
Exons: 2
Coding region: 211-2034 (607 amino acids)
Biological process (GO): RNA modification
Molecular function (GO): protein binding; RNA binding
Source: RefSeq, a predicted model, not a curated record